AGGAACCUGGUCCAUUGUACCAAUAUCACUAGAGGACACCCUAUAGCAGCGGGGGGGUGUGUUGGCGCGCUCAAAACUUCUUCUGUGGUGGUGGUAUCGAGUGUCGUUGUAGUGGCCCACAAUCUCCGCAAAUCUCCGCAAGUUAGGUCGACACCCAGUGUCUUGUACUGCUUGUGCUCGCCACCACUGAACCCAAUCUUCUGAACUGCAGGUUUACAGCAGUAGCUGAUGCCACCAGCUACUGCUGACAAUCCGCAGUUGAGGGGUUUGCGGUCCGUGGUGGUGAGCACCGCUGUGAUAAGUGUUGGGUUCCGCUUGGUUCCGGCGCAGAUUUCGGACCGUUUUCAGAGAGAGGCUGCUUCGAUAUUUCAGCCCCAGUAGUAUACCUGAACGUGCCAGCACGCACGACGCCUCUUGAUGAUAUGAUAUCCUCUACUGAUACGAGCACAACGGACCAGGUUCCUCCGGCGGGAAGGUUGUUUUCUCUCUUUGUACUACUGUUAUCAAGUAUGAGAAAAGAGCCAGCGUCAAAAUCCCUUGUCUGUGUACCCUUAAACGAACGCUAUUUUCAAAUGCACGUCCCUUGGCGCACAAUCCGCGGGGUCCUCUUUUUUUUUUUUUCAAACUUUCAGCUUUCCGUUGGCUUUCGUUUGAGCACCUCCGCUUGUCUAUUGGGUCAGGCACUCCCGAAAUACAGCACAGCCCUCACCCACACCCCUGAUGUGGGGCUUCUUUGCCCAUUUUGGGGUCCUGCUGCUAAGCAUGGGACGUACGAGAGUAGACCCAGAGUAGACCCAGAGCAGGCCCAGAAGACUGUAGAUGCGGUACGCAGCGGUCAGAUGUCGCUCCGCGUUGCUGCGAAGACCUACAGGUUACCGCUAGCCUCGCUGCACGACCGUGUGAAGAAGGAGGUGGCCAUAGAUGCGAGCGUUGGUCCCGGGACUGUCCUGAGCAAGGAGGAGGAAGGUUUCGUAGAAGAUGUCUUGAUCUACGCCUCCCGACACUUCUUGUUGUCGGGUCGGAGGGAGCUGAAAUAUGCUGUGCGCAACAUCUGCAGCGACGGACGCAAGGUGCCCUGGAACCCAGCCAAAGGCCCGGGGGACAGCUGGCUUGAGGGGNUGAAGAAGGAGGUGGCCAUAGAUGCGAGCGUUGGUCCCGGGACUGUCCUGAGCAAGGAGGAGGAAGGUUUCGUAGAAGAUGUCUUGAUCUACGCCUCCCGACACUUCUUGUUGUCGGGUCGGAGGGAGCUGAAAUAUGCUGUGCGCAACAUCUGCAGCGACGGACGCAAGGUGCCCUGGAACCCAGCCAAAGGCCCGGGGGACAGCUGGCUUGAGGGGUUCAUGGCGAGGCACCCGGGGUUGUCGGAGCGAGCCACCCACAUCUACGAAGCAAACCGGAUUAACGAAGACGACGAGCCUCGCCUUGAAGCUUUCUACAAGGCACGGGCGGAGUACCUGGCGGAGACCAAGCUCCCGCCGGAACGCAUCCUCAACACGGAUGAGACAAGUGAGUAA
Molecule: messenger RNA, 1514 nt
Organism: Ectocarpus sp. CCAP 1310/34
Lineage: Eukaryota; Phaeophyceae; Ectocarpales; Ectocarpaceae
Source: the annotation of a GenBank genome assembly